This is a messenger RNA of Spirometra erinaceieuropaei, 758 nucleotides long. The record is from the annotation of a GenBank genome assembly. Lineage: Eukaryota; Metazoa; Platyhelminthes; Cestoda; Diphyllobothriidea; Diphyllobothriidae.
AUGGUGCUUCAGUUCCACGAUGGCAUAAUAGCGCGAGCCACGUACAUUGGAGCUGUCCCGGAGCUAUUCGCAGUGACCAACGGAGUGAAGCAGAGCUGCGUCUUCGCGUCUACCCUCUUCAGUCUCCUGUUCUCUGCCAUGCUGGUAGACACCUACCGUGACGAACGCCCCGGAAUCUGCGCCGUCUACAGGGCUGGCUGCCACCUCCUCAAUCAGCGGUGGAUGCACCUCCAGUCGCGUGUAUCCACAACCACCGUCCACGAACUUCUGUUCCCCGAUGACUGCGCCCUCAAUGCAACUACUGAAGGAGACAUGCAACGGGGCAUGGAGCUCUCCUCUGCCGCAUGCAAGGACUUUGGCCUCAUAACCAACACGGAGAAGACGGUGGUCAUGCAGCGCCUGCAGAUUAACCCGGCAAACUGGGAAGACUUCGCCCGCGCCCGAGACCGACCUACGUGUAGGAGGACAGCGACGACGGGUGCAACAAUCUUCAAAGCCAACCUCAUCACCGCUAGAAAAGUCAAAGGCGAGACGCAACUGCCUCCAACGUGUCCACGAUGGCGAUGGAUAUUCCGGGCUUCAAUUUGACUUGUUGGACACCUCCGGACCAACUACAGCAUUCGGAUUGCACGAAACGUCGUCUCUUUGUCCAGCUCCCAUCCUCCUCCUCCUCCUCCUCCUCCUCCUCCUACAUCGCCUCAACGUCUGCCGAUGUGGCGUCUGUCAUGCCCAGCAACGCUACAUACAAUUCUGUGUGA